AUGGAUGAUUUUAAUCAAUGUGCAGAAAGGUUCUUCGAGAUCAACGAACAAACGCAGACGAUCGAAAAAACUGCAAUAUUUUCGACUUUAAAUCAAGUAAACAGCAAUUUUGAAAGCAUUAUCGUGUGUAUCCAGAACUUCAAUUCGUUUUCAAGUGAAUCUGCACAAAUUAUCAUAUUAAAUAACCUUUCAUAUUGGAUAUUACAUAACUGGGAAACUUUUAUAUCCAAUAUUGAAGUCAUAAAUUUAAUCAGAGACUUACUUUUUAAUCAAAAUUUAAUAAAUUGCUCGAAACAGUCAACAAAACUACGUGAAUGCAACACUAAAGCACAAAUUGCACUCUCAAUUAGAGUAUAUCCAGAAAUAUGGGAAAAUCUCUACAAUGAAACAAUAUUUUCCGAAUCAACUAUACCUCAAGCAUUACAAUUCAUCACAGAAAUGUCAAAUACGUUAGCAAAUCCAUCACCUAUUCUAAAAGAUUUAUUCAUAAAUUAUCGCAAUACUCUUGUUCAAAAUAAGAUUUCAGAACUUUUCCAGCAAUUCAUUUUAAACGGAAUUGCUAACUCUGAUCCUCAAGCGUUCAUUGCUUUGGGAUAUUAUUCGAUUGCUUUUGAUAAUUCAUGGAUAUCAGAUUCAAACAUCUUUGGACAAGUAGGAUUAGGCAUGAGUUCACCAAAAACUUCAUCACAAACAUUAGAAUGCAUAAGACUUAUGCUGAUGAGUAAUUUUACAAUUGAACAAAAAAAUCAGAUCAUUGAUUCAUUAAAUUUAUGUCAAGUUGUUAUUUCAGAGAAUUCAGAUCCAAAUAUCAUGACACAAUAUUCAAAAAUCCUUUACUUAUUGUCAAUUAUUUAUAAUCCAGAAAAUGAAAUUUAUCAAACAGUUAUUGAAGCAUCAAUUAAUCACUUAUUAUCAGUAUCAGACGAAGACGUCAUUUAUUCAUGCCAAACUUUAAAUUCUGCCUUAACUAAAAAACCUGAACAAUUUACUGCAUUAGUUUGCCAAUUUUCAUUGAAAAAGUUAUAUGAAUUUAACAAAAGUAAUUAUUACAUCACUCCGCCUGUUGUUGCAAGACAUUUAAUUUCAUUAAUUGAAAAAUGCUGUCAAUCUCAAACAGAUUUAUCAUACCAAGGAUAUAUUGAGUUCACAAAUGAAAUACAGAAUGCUCCAACUGAAGAUUUGGCUUUGGCAACAACAAUUCUACAAUUUGUUAGAAGAUAUCGAACUUUUAUACAGCAAAGAAAUGCUACAGAUGAAACAGAACCUAUAUCAGACGAUUUCAUGCACCUUUACAAUCCUCCAGAGAAUCCAAUUGAAAAUUCUCAAUUAAAUUUGUAUUCGAGUUAUUUUGAUUUAAUUUUGACACAUCCAAAAGAGCAUUCGUUUGUAUUUCAAGCAUCACUCAACUUUAUUAUGAGUGAAAACUGUCCUCUUGCUUUAACAAACUUUAUUUUGAAAUUAUUGAAAAUAUUUAUUUACAAAAAGCCGAAAUUGACAAUAGAAGAUGCUCAAAUUAUUGAACAACUCAUAAAUAGUGGAAAUCCUGAUUUAAUUAUCAUUUCCGCCAAGUUAUUGAUAUAUCUCGGAAAAGAUCACGAUGAUUCAUUAGAAUUAUGCUUGUCUUCAUUGAUUUCUCAGAUUAAUUCAUCAAAUGAUCCAAGGCAGGCAACAAUGAACGUAAUAAACUUCAUUUCUUCCUAUAGAAUGAUAAUAAAAUCGAAUCAGAUUUUGGAAAUAAUCCAAAAUUUCGUUGCAGAGAGUUUAAACCACUUCACAGAUGAUGAUUACAUAAUAGGAAAUGUUUCUGCAAUACUUCCUUUCCUUGGAGAACAAGCAGUUCCUAUUUUAGAAGUUCUUUUGAACGAAGGCGGCGGAUUUUGGUGGCUUUGUGGAGUUUGUAGAGCUGUUGGAAGCCUUACACAGUUAUUUAAGCAAAUGCAGGCUACAAACAAAAUGAAGAACUAUGUUCUUUUGAACCAAGAUUGGCAAAACCAAGCUUUUACAAAUAUUUUGACAGUUGCAACGAAUUUGUUUGAAUUCGUGAAGAGUUUUGAUUACCAUUAUUCAAAUAUAGAAGAUAUUGAACAAUGCUUUGAUUCAUUCUUCUGGGGUGUGACACAACAAAGCAUGCUAAUCUCAAAUGAAUUGUUUUUAGCAUUUAUUGACUUUUUGUCUAAUUUUUGUGUUACUUUUUAUGAUCUCAACCAUGUUUUUGACAAGAUUUAUUAUUUUGUCAAUAGUUUAGUUGUAGACAAGACUAGAAAGAUCGAAGGAUUCAUGCCAUGGCAGAUAUUACCUCAAUUACAUUCAUUUUUGUUUAAUCAAGAUUUCGAUGUCAACAAAAAUGGAACAGUAAUUUCAAAGGAAUAUUUCGCAAUGAUGCACAACAUGUUUGGAAAAUAUUAUCAGAAUACAACUAAAAUAGUUGGUGAAAUUUUCCAUCCUUUCCAGCUAGAUUCGAAUUUUGUUUCCGAAUUCAUCGGAGAUUUUGAAAAAGAAUUGAAAUACGCAGUUCCUAGCUUGCACAUGCACUUAGAAACAAUUAUUUUGUAUAAGGCGUUUAUUAUUCAUGAGGCUCAAAAUGAAGAGCAAUGA
Messenger RNA from Trichomonas vaginalis G3, 2595 nucleotides. RefSeq names its product armadillo (ARM) repeat-containing protein family. Lineage: Eukaryota; Parabasalia; Trichomonadida; Trichomonadidae. The transcript has a single exon. The record is from RefSeq and is a predicted model, not a curated record. Bases 1 to 2595 code for a protein of 864 amino acids.